Molecule: messenger RNA, 2643 nt
Organism: Closterium sp. Naga37s-1
Lineage: Eukaryota; Viridiplantae; Streptophyta; Zygnematophyceae; Desmidiales; Closteriaceae
Source: the annotation of a GenBank genome assembly
AUGGCCUCCCCGUUCUCCUCCGCGUGCCUCCCGUUCAACCAUUCCCAUUCCCGCUUCCCUCUCUUCCUCGCCUUCCCUCUUUCCCUCUCUUCUCUCCCUUCCCGCGGUUCCCUCUCUUCCCUCCCUUCCCUCGUUCCCUCUCUGCCCUCCCUUCCAUUGUUUCCCUCUCUUCCCUCCCUUCCCUCGUUUCCCUCUCUUCCCUCCUUCCCUCGUUUCCCUCUCUUCCCUCCCUCCCCUCGGUUCCCUCACUAUCCUCACUUCCCUCGAUUCCCUCUCUUCCUCCCCUUCCCUCGUUUCCCUCUCUUCCUCGCCUUCCCUCGUUUCCCUCUCUUCUCUCCCUUCCCGCGGUUCCCUCUCUUCCCUCCCUUCCCUCGUUUCCCUCUCUUCCCUCCUUCCCACGGUUCCCUCUCUUCCCUCCCUCCCCUCGGUUCCCUCACUAUCCUCCCUUCCCUCGAUUCCCUCUCUUCCUCCCCUUCCCUCGUUUCCCUCUCUUCCUCGCCUUCCCUCGUUUCCCUCUCUUCUCUCCCUUCCCGUGGUUCCCUCUCUUCCCUCCCUUCCCUCGUUUCCCUCUCUUCCCUCCUUCCCUCGGUUCCCUCUCUUCCCUCCCUCCCCUCGGUUCCCUCACUAUCCUCCCUUCCCUCGAUUCCCUCUCUUCCUCCCCUUCCCUCGUUUCCAUCUCUUCCUCGCCUUCCCUCGUUUCCCUCUCUUCCCUCCCUUCCCUCGCUUCCCUCUCUUCCCUCCCCUCCCUCGUUUCCCUCUCUUGCUCCCCUUCCCUUGUUUCCCUCUCUUCCCUCCCUCCCCUCGGUUCCCUCACUAACCUCCCUUCCUUCGAUUCCCUCACUUCCUCCCCUUCCCUCGUUUCCCUCUCUUCCCUCCCUUCCCUCGUUCCCUCUCUGUCCUCCCUUCCCUUGUUUCCCUCUCUUCCCUCCCUUCCCUCGUUUCCCUCUCUUCCCUCCCUUCCCCCAUUUCCCUCUCUUCCCUCCCUCCCCUCGGUUCCCUCACUAUCCUCCCUUCCCCGUUUCCCUCUCUUCUGUCCCUUCCCCCAUUUCCCUCUCUUCCUCGCCUUCCCUCGUUUCCCCUCUCUUCUGUCCCAUCCCUCGUUUCCAUCUCUUCCUUGCCUUCCCUCGUUUCCCCUCUCUUCCCUCUAUUCCCUCGUUUCCCUCUCUUCCCUCCCUUCCUUCGUUUCCCUCUCUUCCCUCCCUUCCCUCGUUUCCCUCUCUUCCCUCCAUUCCCUCGUUUCCCUCUCUUCCCUCCCUUCCCUCGUUUCCCUCUCUUCCCUCCCUUCCCCGUUUCCCUCUCUUCUGUCCCAUCCCUAGUUUCCCUCUCUUCCUUGCCUUCCCUCGUUUCCCCUCUCUUCCAUCUCUUCCCUCGUUUCCCUCUCUUCCCUCCCUUCCCUUGUUUCCCUCUCUUCCCUCCCUUCCCUCGGUUCCCUCUCUUCCCUCCCUUCCCUCGUUGCCCUGUCGUCCCUCCCUUCCCUUGUUUCCCUCUCUUCCCUCCCUUCCCUCGUUUCCCUCUCUUCCCUCCCUUCCCUCGUUUCCCUCUCUUCCCUCUGGUUCCCUCCCCUCCCUCCUUUCCCUCCAACCCCUCCCUUCUCCCCCUUCUCCCCAUUCCCUCCCUUCUCUCCCUGCUUGCAUUCAGAAUCUCUCCUUUUCCUCCCUCCCCUCCCGUCUCUCCCUUCCCUCCCUUCUCUCCCUUCCCUCCCUUCUCUCUCUUCCCUCCCUUCCCUCCCUUGCCUCCCUUCCCUCCCUUCCCUCCCUUCCCUCCCUUCCCUCCCAAAACUCCCUUCCCUCUCUUCCCUCCUUCCCUCGGUUCCCUCUCUUCCCUCCCUCCCCUCGGUUCCCUCACUAUCCUCCCUUCCCUCGAUUCCCUCUCUUCCUCCCCUUCCCUCGUUUCCCUCUCUUCCUCGCCUUCCCUCGUUUCCCUCUCUUCUCUCCCUUCCCGCGGUUCCCUCUCUUCCCUCCCUUCCCUCGUUUCCCUCUCUUCCCUCCCUUCCCUCGUUUCCCUCUCUUCCCUCUGGUUCCCUCUCCUCCCUCCUUUCCCUCCAACCCCUCCCUUCUCCCCCUUCUCCCCAUUCCCUCCCUUCUCUCCCUGCUUGCAUUCAGAAUCUCUCCUUUUCCUCCCUCCCCUCCCGUCUCUCCCUUCCCUCCCUUCUCUCCCUUCCCUCCCUUCUCUCUCUUCCCUCCCUUCCCUCCCUUCCCUCCCUUCCCUCCCAAAACUCCCUUCCCUCCCUUCCCUCCCUUCCCUCCCUUCCCUUCCUUCCCUCUUACCCUCUCUUCCCUCCCUUAUCAACCUUCCCUUUCUUCCCUCUCUUUCCUCCCUUCCCUCCCCUCCCUCCCUUCCCCCUCUUCCCUCCCUGCGAUCUCUUUCUUCUCUUCUCCCCCCCCCCCCCCCCCCCCCCCCCCCCCCCCCCCCCCCCCCCCCCCCCCCCCACCUUCUCCUCCAUCCCUCAGCACGGCCCCCAUCAGCGCCAAAAAUUUAGGGCCGCCCCUUGUCCAUCACCCUUUGGUUCAUAAUAUCCCGCCUCCUCCAUCUCCCUUCCCCGCCUCCCCUCCUCCCGUUCCUCUCAGGCACUUUCUGCCCUUCAGUCCCACCUCUUCAUCCUCACCCCUCCACUUCGCCUACCCAUCUCCUCAAGCCCUCUAA